CAUGUACGUGCGCAUUUUGUUGUCCUCAAAAUUGUCAAUACGGACGGAUCGCGAAUUUCACACGCGUUUGUAGUAUCGUAAUAUUUUCGGAAAAAAUCGUGAAAAGGUGCUUGAAUCCAUCGGAAUUGUUUCCCGAAGACACCAAUAACUGGCGGAUUAAAAUUCCCGUUGACCUGUGGAAAUCAAAACAAGGAGCUUGCAUACCGCAUCGUUGCUCCUACUAUUGCAUCAAAAAGAACGAAUCUAGCGCACGGAUAGUAAACAAAUAUGAGUCAUCAGUACGUUAGCCCCCUUUCGAUUGCGGUCAUUUGCUCCUCGAACAUGAACCGAUCAAUGGAAGCGCAUGGUUUCCUGGCGAAAAAGCGCUUCAAAGUGCGCUCCUUCGGUACCGGCGAUAAGGUGAAACUCCCGGGCACCGCCGCCGACAAACCGAACGUAUACGAGUUUGGCACUUCCUACGAUGAAAUCUACACCGAUUUGGUGUCUAAAGACAAGCAAUACUACACACAAAAUGGUCUGCUUCACAUGCUAGAUCGUAACCGACGCAUCAAAGCCUGUCCCGAGAAGUUCCAAAUUUGCACCGAGCGGUUCGAUGUGUUGGUCACCUGUGAGGAGCGUGUAUACGAUCAGGUUGUCGAGUACAUGGAAUCGAAAACACCCACCUACAACCUGCCGGUGCACGUGAUUAACAUCGACAUCCAGGAUAACCACGAGGAGGCCACCGUUGGCGCGUUCAUGAUUUGCGAUCUAAUAACCAUGAUGGCCCAAAGCGACGACCUGGACAACGACAUUGACGAGCUGCUGCACGAUUUUGAGAGCAAAAGCCAGCGCAGUGUACUGCACUGUGUGCUGUUUUAUUAGUCGUAAGCCGGAUUGAAGAAAUAAAAAAAUUCUAAGAAUAAUAAUUAUGACCCAGCAUAGCUUGAAUAAAUUGGUCAUACUUCACGUGCACUUCCUUCUAAAUCCGUUAAUUUUGGUUUCUAAACUGGUAGGUAGUAUUUCUGCUAGUGGUAACGGACAGAAUGCCAGUUCCGUGCUCAAAUAGUGCGCAGAAGACAAAACAAGCAGGAUCACUUUUACCAAAUUUACAACGUAAACGGCGCCGAAUGAUUGUUAGCCCUACACAGAGCUAACAAUUUGUAAUCUAACACACUAAACUAUUUAAGAUAGGAAAUGAAAAUAUUACACUAGACUAAGGGUUGGACACGAACUCCUAAGGGAAAUUCUUUCAUUAGCUAUGCAUACACACAUACAGAUAAGUUGAUACUAACAUGUAAAGAAAUACGAGUAGGAUAUAUAUUUAAAAUAAAGAUUAUGAAACACUUUUGUACAGCAAUAAC
Toxorhynchites rutilus septentrionalis is the source of this 1340-nucleotide messenger RNA. RefSeq names its product RNA polymerase II subunit A C-terminal domain phosphatase SSU72 (gene Ssu72). Gene Ontology annotation, molecular function: RNA polymerase II CTD heptapeptide repeat phosphatase activity. Lineage: Eukaryota; Metazoa; Arthropoda; Insecta; Diptera; Culicidae. The transcript has 5 exons. The record is from RefSeq and is a predicted model, not a curated record. Gene Ontology annotation, cellular component: mRNA cleavage and polyadenylation specificity factor complex; nucleus. Gene Ontology annotation, biological process: termination of RNA polymerase II transcription. Bases 268 to 861 code for a protein of 197 amino acids.